Molecule: messenger RNA, 2153 nt
Organism: Thermothelomyces thermophilus ATCC 42464
Lineage: Eukaryota; Fungi; Ascomycota; Sordariomycetes; Sordariales; Chaetomiaceae
Exons: 7
Coding region: 171-1988 (605 amino acids)
Biological process (GO): actin filament organization
Molecular function (GO): actin filament binding
Source: RefSeq, a predicted model, not a curated record
GAGUGAGAACGGGGUAACCUCCAACUCCCAAGACUCCACUGUGCGGUUUCUCCUAAACAGAGCUCUAGGAGGUGUCGCAAGACAAGCAGCCGCUGUCACCUACAUAUCUUUCUCGCAAUCCGCCUUCCUCUAGCAUUAGAUUCUUUCCUUCUUUUUAGCCGAUUGAUCCAAUGGCCGGACGAUUUGUUCGCGCGUCGAAAUAUCGACACGUCUUUGGAAAGCCGACAAAGAAGGAAUUCUGCUAUGACAAUCUCCAUAUCAGCCGCAAUGCUUGGGACACCAACCUGGUGAAGGUUAACCCCGAGUACCUUUCCGUCAAUUGGGAAUCUGGUGGCGGUGGGGCUUUUGCCGUCAUCCCCCUGAACGAGCGCGGCAAGCUGCCAGACCAAAUACCUUUGUUCCGGGGCCAUACUGCUGCUGUGCUGGACACAGACUGGUGCCCUCACAAUGACCGUCUCAUCGCCUCCGCAUCCGACGACGGCAAGGUGUUUAUCUGGGAGGUGCCCCAGGGCUUCACCCUCUACACCGACGCUGAAGAGAUUACCGAUGUGUCGCCGGUCAGCAAGCUGGCUGGUCACUCAAGGAAAGUCGGCCAUGUUCUCUUCAACCCUGCGGCCGAGAACAUCCUCGCGUCCUCUUCCGGCGACUUGACCAUCAAGCUGUGGGAUAUUGGUACGGGUCAGGCUGGGCUCACGCUUAAGCACCCCGAUGUGGUACAAAGUCUGUCUUGGAGCGCGAACGGCGCGAUGCUUGUGACCACCUCAAGGGACAAGAAACUGCGCGUUUGGGAUGUGCGCCAGGAGAAGCCAGUGCACGAAUAUCCGGGCCACGAAGGGGCCAAAAACAGCCGCGCAGUGUGGAUGGGCGAGCAUAACCGCAUUGCUACCACCGGAUUUUCCAGAAUGAGCGAGCGGCAAAUUGGUCUCUGGGAGCCAGGUCGCAAGGAUCCCAUCGGCGGUUUCACCUCCCUCGACUCCAUCUCUGGUGUCUGCAUGCCGUUCUGGGACGAGGGAUCAAACUGCCUUUAUCUUGCAGGAAAGGGCGACGGCAACAUUCGCUACUUCGAGUACGAAAACGACAAGUUCGAAUUCCUCUCCGAGUACAAGUCUGCGGAUCCCCAGCGCGGUAUCGCCUUCCUGCCGCGCCGCGGCAUCAAUGUCCACGAAAACGAGGUGAUGCGGGCUUACAAGACCGUCAACGACACCUACAUCGAGCCCAUCUCGUUCACCGUGCCGCGCCGUGCCGAGACUUUCCAGUCCGACAUCUAUCCUCCCGCCACCGGUCUCAAGCCUGCUAUGUCUGCUAAGGAGUGGUUUGAUGGCAAGACAGCUGUUUCGCCCAAGAUUGACCUGGAAAGCGUGUAUGAAGGCAAAGCGCCGGUCGAAGUCCCCGCCGACUACAAACCGUCUCCCGCUGCUGCGCCUACUCCUGCCCAGGCGCCCGCACCGGCUCCCAAGAAGGAGCCCGAGCCGGCACCUACCCCGGUCCGUGCACCGGCGACGGUGGCAGACCAGAAGACCUCCAUGUCUGCCAUGGCGAAUAAGUUCCAAGAUGUCGAGGCAGUUGAAGAUGAAGACGAGACCUCAAGCUUUGAAGAGAUCUCGCGCCCCGCCCCGCGCACAACUCUUCCUGUCCGGUCUCCUGCCAAACCGGAGCCCAUCGCAACUAAUGCCCCCCCACCUCAAGCAAAACCCUCGUCGCCGGUCAAGUCUUCGGAACCAUCUGCGGCACCUGCCACUCGUCCUGCGGCCUCGGCUUCGCCGGCGAGCCCUGCCCUCGAGGCCUCUCUGGCGCAGAUCAAACAGCUGAUUGAGCAGCAAGGCCAGGUCAUCAGCGCGCAAACGGAAAAGAUCACAGCCCAGACCCAGCUCAUCUCUCGUCUGGCUGCCGAGGUGGAAACGCUCAAGAAGAGGGUCGGCACAGGCACACAGGACCAGAGCGAGCGGAUCCGGCAACUCGAGCUAGAGUUGGAGGCUGCCAGAUCGUGAGUGUGUGAUACAGGCAGAGGUUCCAAGGGGCAGAGAGCUGCAUAUGGUGAGGCAGCACAGCUACGACGACGUUCAUGAGCAAUGGGCCGGCGUUUCGCGUCCUCCAUAUAAGCCAUCAUAGGAGGCAGCGGUCGGAAUAUUUCGUCUUGGUUUUCUCUCCUGGAC